ACAUUCGCCAGUCGAUAAAAGCGAGCAUCGGCGGAGCUUCUGGCACAUUGAGAAAACAGACACGAAGCGAUACACAUCGUACCCUAGAGGCAAACCUCUCUGCUACUACUAUUUCUAGAGCGUUCUACAGAGAAUUGAAAUCAUCACUGAGUUUUAUUAUCGAAGUGAACAGUGCUCACGUGGAUAAAGGAAGUUUGAUUAAAUAAAAUACAUAUCAAAAUGCCGGAAGACGUGACGAUGGUUGACUCGAGCGAGGUGGAGACCUUCGCUUUUCAAGCUGAGAUCGCCCAGUUGAUGAGCCUCAUCAUCAAUACAUUUUAUUCCAACAAAGAAAUCUUCAUUCGUGAAUUGAUCUCCAACUCAUCUGACGCUCUUGAUAAAAUUCGGUAUGAAUCUCUCACCGAACCAUCUAAACUUGAUAGCUGCAAGGACCUACACAUCAAGAUCAUUCCCAAUAAAAAUGACAGGACACUUACCAUUAUUGACUCUGGUAUCGGUAUGACGAAAGCAGACCUCGUAAACAACCUAGGAACCAUCGCAAAGUCAGGGACAAAAGCGUUCAUGGAGGCCCUGCAGGCUGGCGCGGACAUCUCCAUGAUCGGUCAAUUUGGUGUUGGUUUUUACUCAGCAUACCUAGUAGCCGACAAAGUGACAGUGGUCUCCAAGCACAACGACGACGAGCAGUACGUCUGGGAGUCGUCAGCAGGAGGUUCCUUCACAAUUCGGCCAGACAACGGUGAGCCCCUGGGCCGAGGUACAAAGAUCAUCCUGCACAUCAAGGAGGACCAGACCGAGUACCUCGAGGAGCACAAGAUCAAGGAGAUCGUAAAGAAGCACUCGCAGUUCAUCGGUUACCCGAUAAAACUGCUGGUCGAGAAGGAGCGAGACAAGGAGCUGAGUGAAGACGAGGAAGAGGAGCCCCCCAAAGACACCGAGAACGAGGACAACAAACCGAAGAUCGAGGAGAUCGGCGAGGACGAUGAUGACGAGAAGGACAAGAAGAAGAAAAAUAAGAAAACGAUUAAGGAAAAAUACACAGACGAGGAGGAGCUCAACAAGACGAAGCCCAUCUGGACGAGAAACCCAGAUGACAUCACCCAAGAGGAGUAUGGAGAGUUCUACAAGAGCCUGACGAACGACUGGGAGGACCACCUGGCUGUCAAGCACUUCUCAGUGGAGGGUCAGCUGGAGUUCCGAGCCCUCCUGUUCGUCCCCCGACGUGCCCCCUUCGACCUAUUCGAGAACAAGAAGAAGAAGAACAACAUAAAACUCUACGUGAGACGAGUCUUCAUCAUGGACAACUGUGAGGACCUGAUCCCAGAGUACCUGAACUUCAUCAAGGGUGUGGUCGACAGCGAGGACCUCCCCCUGAACAUCUCUCGUGAGAUGCUGCAGCAGAACAAGAUCCUGAAGGUGAUUCGUAAGAACCUCGUGAAGAAGUGUCUUGAAUUAUUUGAGGAGCUGACAGAGGACAAGGAGUCCUACAAGAAAUGUUACGAGCAGUUCUCGAAGAACCUGAAGCUUGGCAUCCACGAGGACAGUACCAACAGGAAGAAGCUUGCUGAACUGCUGAGGUACCACACAUCAGCCUCUGGUGAUGAGAUGUGCUCCCUGAAGGAUUACGUGGGAAGGAUGAAGGAGAACCAGAAGCACAUUUACUACAUCACUGGGGAGAGUCGAGAGCAGGUGUCAAACUCUGCGUUCGUUGAGAGGGUCAGGAAGCGUGGGUUCGAGGUGAUCUACAUGACUGAGCCCAUUGAUGAGUACGUCGUCCAGCAGUUGAAGGAGUUCGAUGGCAAGCAGUUGGUGUCAGUUUCCAAGGAGGGGCUGGAGCUGCCUGAAACUGAGGAGGAGAAGAAGAAGAGGGAGGAGGACAAGACUAAAUUUGAGAAUUUGUGUAAAGUGAUGAAGGACAUCUUGGAUAAGAAGGUGGAGAAGGUUGUGGUGUCCAACAGGCUGGUGGACUCGCCCUGCUGCAUUGUGACGUCUCAGUAUGGGUGGACUGCUAAUAUGGAGAGGAUUAUGAAGGCUCAGGCACUGAGGGACACCUCCACCAUGGGCUACAUGGCUGCAAAGAAACAUCUGGAGAUCAAUCCUGAUCAUUCUAUCAUUGAGAACCUCAGGGAGAAGGUGGAGGUUGAUAAACAUGAUAAAUCGGUCAAGGAUCUUGUUAUGCUGCUGUUCGAGACUGCUCUGAUGUCCUCGGGUUUCGCCCUUGAAGACCCUCAGAUCCAUGCUUCCAGAAUCUACAGGAUGAUUAGGCUUGGACUGGGAAUUGAGGACGAUGAUGCUCCUAUGGAGGAGCCGAAGGUCGAGGAGGUGCCUGCUCUUGAGGAGGCUAACGAGGAGGCGUCCAGGAUGGAGGAAGUUGAUUAAACAUCGUCUUUGAGUUUGUGAAGUAUCCCAAAGACUUUGAAACGUAACAGGAAGACUGUUUGAAGAGUUAUGCCAUUCGAGUAUUUGAACUUGAAAUCUUUAAGUUUUUUAAGAUUCUAAAUAAUGCGUUACAUCUCCCAUCGUUAAGCCUCCAUUGCACUUUCUUUUGUAUUUUUUUUUUUCAUCAAUUUCAUUAUCAUUCCACGACAAAUGUCAUUUAGUCAUUAUUUAUUAGGUCAGAUAGAUCUUAAGAACACGAGAAUGUAAGAGGAUCUGUACGAAUGGAAGCUGAUUGAGAAAUAAACAAAAUUUAUGGUUGAGAAAAAGCAUUUGUUUAAUGAACUCCCAAUAUAUUGAGUGUUAUUAGGGUGUGGACAAGAGAAAUGACCUCCAAUUCAUAUGCAUUGUAGA
Molecule: messenger RNA, 2787 nt
Organism: Diachasma alloeum
Lineage: Eukaryota; Metazoa; Arthropoda; Insecta; Hymenoptera; Braconidae
Gene: Hsp90
Product: heat shock protein 83
Exons: 3
Coding region: 220-2376 (718 amino acids)
Biological process (GO): protein stabilization; protein folding; cellular response to heat
Cellular component (GO): protein-containing complex; plasma membrane; cytosol
Molecular function (GO): ATP binding; disordered domain specific binding; ATP hydrolysis activity
Source: RefSeq, a predicted model, not a curated record